Messenger RNA from Euleptes europaea (tarantolino), 2190 nucleotides. RefSeq names its product neuromedin U receptor 1 (gene NMUR1). Gene Ontology annotation, biological process: G protein-coupled receptor signaling pathway. Lineage: Eukaryota; Metazoa; Chordata; Lepidosauria; Squamata; Sphaerodactylidae. Gene Ontology annotation, molecular function: neuromedin U receptor activity. The transcript has 10 exons. Bases 1 to 2190 code for a protein of 729 amino acids. Gene Ontology annotation, cellular component: plasma membrane. The record is from RefSeq and is a predicted model, not a curated record.
AUGCCGCGACCGAACGCUUGGGGUGGCCGAGAAUCGUGCCACCGGGGCGUUGCCGACCUGCACGCUGGACGCGCCACCAGAGGUUGCCUGCCCAGCCCUCCCUCCGAUGGAUCCCCAGCCUGCGCACUGGACGUGCUGCCAGAGAGCCCCUUGCCUGCCCUUUCCCCUCGAUCCCCCGGCCUCCGUGCUGGACGCGCCGCCAGAGAUUCCCCGGCCUCCACGCUGGACGCGCCGCUGGAGAGCCCCUGGCAGGCCCUCUCUCCCAUCGAUCCCCCGGCCUGUGCACUGGAUGCGCCGCAGCCGAAUGCUACUGGGGCGCCCAAAACCUGCAGUGUAGAGACGCUGUUAAGCGUUCAUCUUUUCGAAGGUGUGGAAGCGGCUGCUUCACCUCUGGUCCAGGGGAGGAUGAGUGGAAUGAGGGCGAUGAGGAACCACAUCAGCUAUUGCCAGAUAAGCCUGGGGAUCCCCCAGAAGCGCCUGUGCGGAGUUACUCCCGACACCGAAGGGGUUAAACCGCCGGAGCUGUUUCCUAGAGCGGCCGAGCGAGGGGGCGGGAGGGACGCGGAAGCGGAAAGGCUCCCUUCCGAGUGGGGGGGCGGGGCUGGAGGGAGGGAUUGCAAAGGGGCUUCAGCGAGGCAUCGGCAGGCCAAAGCCCCGCAGCCGGAUCCUGGGGCGGUCUACUCACGAAUGUGGGGACCAUCCCUGAAGAUGGAAGUGACGUUUUCCAAGGCAGAAGAAGCUCUGUUAGAGGAAGGGCAGCAGGCAGAGGCCCAGGAGCGUCUCCAAGAUGCCCUCUCACAAGGCAGUGUAGAGACGCUGUUAGGCGGUCAUCUUUGCAGAGGUGUAGAAGCGGCUGCUUCACCUCUGGUCCAGCCUGCGACCAUGUAUUCUUCCGCCAACUGUUCCAACCUGGAAUUAAAGUCUCCCGGUUCGGAGCUGCUUGAGACACUGGCUCCCCAGAAUCCUUGCAACAGCAGCAGCCAGGAGGCGAGAGGGAGCUUCUUCGACCCUGAGGUCUUGAACAUGACCGCAGAAGAGCUCCGGAUACGAUAUCUGGGGCCUCGGCGGUCGGGCUUCUUCGUCCCUGUCUGCACCACGUACCUCCUGAUCUUUGUGGUCGGCGCCGUGGGCAACACCUUGACCUGCCUGGUCAUCGUCCAGCACCGGGUCAUGAGGACGCCCACCAACUACUACCUGUUCAGCUUGGCGGUGUCGGACCUCUUGGUUCUGCUGCUGGGGAUGCCGUUGGAGAUCUACGAGAUGUGGAGCAACUACCCCUUCCUCCUGGGCGCGGGGGGCUGCUGUUUCAAGACGCUGCUCUUUGAGGCGGUCUGCUUCGCCUCCAUCCUCAACGUCACGGCGCUGAGCGUGGAGCGGUACAUCGCGGUGGUCCACCCGCUCAAAGCCAAGUACGUGGUGACCAAGACGCACGCCAAGAGGGUCAUUGCCACCGUCUGGACGCUCUCUGUCAUCUGCUCGAUCCCAAACACCAGCCUGCACGGCAUCCAGACCCUCUACGUGCCGGGCUGGGGGGUGGUCCCCGACUCUGCCACCUGCACCCUGGUGAAGUCCCGCCUGGUGUACAACCUCAUCAUUCAGGUCACGACCAUCAUCUUCUUCUUCAUCCCCAUGGGCAUCAUUAGCAUCCUCUACCUGCUCAUUGGCCUGCAGCUGAGGAAAGAGAAGAUGCUGGAAGCGCUGGAGGCCAGAUCCGAAAGCUUCUGUGACUACCACAACAUCCGCCUCCAGCAGAAGAAGGUCCGGCGGAGGCAGGUGACCAAGAUGCUGUUUAUGCUGGUGGUCGUGUUCGGGAUCUGCUGGGCGCCUUUCCACACGGACCGGCUCGUCUGGAGCUUCAUCACCCACUGGACCGACAGCAUGCUGCACAUGUUCCAAUACGUCCACAUCAUCUCGGGCGUCUUCUUCUACCUGAGCUCCGCCGCCAAUCCCAUCCUUUACAACCUGAUGUCCACACGUUUCCGCGAGAUGUUCAAGGACGUGAUGUGCCACGGGCGCUCCCGCAAGCUGGGCUCCCGCAAGUACUCGCCCAGCAGCACACAGGCCACCACGCGCAGCACCGUCUCCGAGCACAUCCCCGGGGGCAACGGGGUACCGCUUUCUGAUAUGGAGGAGGACGAUAUGGACGCCGAGGGGGAGAAUGAGGAGGAGUGCGAGGCCCAAUACCUCUGA